AUUCUACAAGCAGUUAUUUGUAGGAUUUAAUGUGUUUAAAUUUGAUUUACCUACAGGAGUUGAGUUCACACUGACAAAAUAGUAUUAACUGCUGUGCUUUUCUUUACUUCUAAGGAAAGAAUUGUCCACACAGAAAGAGACAAACGUCUUGAGGUGUAUCUGAGAGGCCACCUUGGAUGUGCUCUGUGCCUCUGCCUCCCAGUUGCUUGUUUCUUCCUUGAAAUAUACGGCUGAGGUGUUUCGGGGGCUUUUUGUUUGUUUUGUGUUGUUGUUUUGGCCAGAUUGGACUACUUUAGAAUGGGAAUUGGUUUGUAGGUAUAGUCCUGAAAGACAAGCCUUUUUAAGUUGAAUCAUGUCUGUGUCACUGACUAGUUCUGUGACCCUGAAGAUGACCUUGCCUUCCUUUGGUCUCAUUUUUCCUUGUGGAAGAUGAGGAGAAUGAUAAUCUUUUCUAAGUAAAAGUUGGAGAGCCACCACUUUAUUAUCCUAGUAAUGGUCUGUCUCUCCAAGCCUACCAGUAACCAUGAAGCACAUCUUGUACUUCAACCUUGAAUGCUUUAUUAACUAUUGCGUUUUUAUUACUGGUUAAUUUUUUUUUUUAAUAAAGGAAGCUUCUUGGAGUUUGGUCAUUGGCAAAAUGCUUCAAGUGGUUUAAAAACUUCUUUGUGGUUACCAUUAUUUUCUGUUGACAUUGAUCCAGUGUACCGACCUGCUCCUCAAUGUGAUGAGGAAUGAAAUUUGUUCUCUGCUAUUCAUGAAUAUGUCACGUAGUUUUAAAACCAUACAGAAUUGGUUAUUUUAGUCUUCUAUGUUAAGUAGCUGCCUCUUUAAAUUUCCUGGUUAAUAUUUAUUAAGUCCAUAUCUCAGCAAUAGUUGAUUUUUAUCCAAAGAUAGAAUAGACUGCAGUUUCUUCAAAUACUAUAGGCUCCAAUCCAAAUAUAGUAAAUCAAGAUUUCAUGGAGAGAGGCCUGGUAAUUUGAACAUUUAACAAGUAUUUCCAGGUAGAUUUUUUUAUCAAGCAAAUUUGGGAUUCAGUGGCCCAGAUACUGCAUUUCAAAGUGUGUUUGUUGGGCAGGCAUUAUCAGCCUUACCUGGGAACUAGUUGUGACCACAGACUCUCUGGUUCCACCUAAAGCCUACUGAGUCAGCAUCUGCAUUUUUAAUAAGACCCUAGGUGAAUUGUGUGCACAAUAACUUUGAGAAGUGCUGGAGAGGAGGUAGGUUAUAAGUACGCAGUUGGUUCUCUAUGCUGGGCUUUGUUUUGAGAACUUGUGAUCCAUGUUCAUGUCAGCCCCAUGUGACUAUCUGUGAUUGACUUUUUUAUAUAUAUAUAUAUAUAAAAUAUAUAAAAGUUGGUCACAAUACCUUCAUUUAUUUAGUUUUAUUUAUUUAUUUAUGGUGCUGAGGAUUGAACCCAGGACUUCCACGUGCUAGGCAAGUGCUCUACCGCUGAGUCACAACCCCAGCCCCUCACUGUAUUUUUAAUAUUCACCUUGUACAGGGAUAUGCAGUACCUAUCAUAAGCUCCUAAGAGUUGCCUUCCACGUAGCCCAGCAGCACCAUGAAAUCCAAUCCUGCCAUCCAAGCUGCCAUUGACCUCACAGCAGGGGCUGCAGGGGGCACAGCAUGUGUACUGACUGGGCAGCCCUUUGACACAAUGAAGGUGAAGAUGCAGACAUUCCCGGACCUGUACCGAGGCCUCACAGAUUGCUGCCUGAAGACCUACUCCCAGGUGGGCUUCCGCGGCUUCUACAAGGGCACCAGCCCAGCUUUGAUCGCCAACAUCGCGGAGAACUCGGUGCUCUUCAUGUGCUACGGCUUCUGCCAGCAGGUGGUGCGGAGAGCAGUUGGGUUGGACAGACAGGCAAAGCUGAGUGAUCUGCAGAACGCAGCUGCUGGGUCCUUCGCCUCUGCCUUUGCCGCGCUGGUGCUUUGCCCCACGGAGCUCGUGAAAUGCCGGCUACAGACCAUGUAUGAAAUGGAGACGUCAGGAAAGAUAGCCAGGAGCCAGAAUACAGUUUGGUCUGUUGUGAAGACUAUACUUAGAAAGGAUGGCCCUUUGGGCUUCUACCAUGGACUCUCAAGCACUUUACUUCGAGAAGUACCGGGCUAUUUCUUCUUCUUCGGUGGCUAUGAGCUGAGCCGGUCGUUUUUUGCAUCAGGGAGAUCAAAAGAUGAAUUAGGCCCUGUGCCUUUGAUGUUAAGUGGUGGAAUUGGUGGAAUUUGCCUGUGGCUUGCUGUAUACCCAGUGGAUUGUAUAAAAUCCAGAAUUCAAGUUCUUUCCAUGUCUGGAAAACAGGCAGGAUUUAUCGGAACCUUUCUAGGUGUUGUGAAAAAUGAAGGAAUAACAGCCUUAUAUUCUGGACUGAAACCUACUAUGAUUCGUGCAUUCCCUGCCAACGGGGCACUAUUUUUGGCCUAUGAAUACAGCAGGAAGUUGAUGAUGAGCCAGCUGGAAACAUAUUGAAGUGUCCUGGUGGGCCUGGAUCUAGGCACAGGUGUUUGAGGACUCCUGUUCAUCUCAGGGUUUCACGGAGUAUGAGAACAACGUGGAAUUAUUUUGAAUUCUUGGGAAUUUUGUUUUUGUGUUCCCUUCUUCUAUCCUACGUCUUAAACUUUAUGGAAAGAUGUAUAUCUUACAUCAUAUAUUUUCUCCCCAAUUGUGUUGUUCUUACCCUUGAUAGAAUAUGCAGGGUGGCAGAUGGCCCAAUGAACCUAAUUUGAAAGGCUGAAUAUAGUUUUAUUAGGGCAUUAUUACUUCAUGAAUCCGUAUAUGUGCAUUUUGGAUAGUUAUAUAUUAAGAGAAAUUGGUUUCAUGUUUAAUUUAAAAUAUCAGAAAACCCAGAGGUGACAAUUUUUCACUGAAUGGUUAUAAAUGAUUGCUUAAACCAUUCUAGUUGUAGGGUCUCUAAAGUCUGCUGAACCUGUGUACUGAGGUUCAAGUUUUCACAUAGUACCUGAAAACUAAAAUAUCCAUCUUGAUUUUUAAUAGACUAUACCUGCAUACUGGUGUGGUUUCCACAUUCUUACUCAAGCUUCAGAGUAGGUAUCUUGGAUUUUCCCAAGAAGCUUUACUCUUAAAAUAGUGCCAUUCAUUUUCUAGGUGGGCUCAUAUUCCACACUUGACUGUGUUGCUGGGUGUAUCCCUAGAAGAUCAGGCCUUUGGGAAGCAGUAGUGGCCUUCACCAACUUUCCUUUUUCUCCUUUCCCAAAGAGCUUUCCCUGUGCUGGGCUGUAGAUGAAGGAAAGGGCCCGGAGAUGGGCUCUGCUGGGCUGUGCUGUUUGAUGAUGGCUGACAGCAGCUCUUAAUUCUGUCUCUGGGUCCUGGGUAGAAUUAUGGGUGUUCUAUUGGCCCAGAUUCGGGGCUGUUGAUCCACUUUGUACCACGUUGUCCUCUCUGCCCCACCAGUCAGAAAGCCUUCUAGGGAACAGAGAGUGCCAAAGUCAAAAGAAGCCUUUGCUCCCUGUUUGGUGAUCAAGUUAAUGUGUUCAUGGGCAAAGCCCUGUUCUCUCAGAACUGGAAAGAGCUUAGUGCUUAGAUUUCACAGUGAAUGAUGGCAGGACUGACCCAUCCUGAAGUUUACCUCAGAAUCCACAACUGCUUGCCAUGCUUUUUCAGUGUUUGAGCCUUUUGCUUUUGGGGCUGGCGGUUUAAAUUUUAAUAAGUAUAGAUGGGGUGUGAAUUUACAAAGAAGUGUAACAUAAGAAAAGCAAUUUUAUCAAACUAGGUGGUAUUGUAAUAUAGGGUCCAACCAGAACAAAGCCCACAGUUCAUCUGCUCUCCAUAGAUUUGGAAUGGGCAGCUGUGAUCUAACAGGGUCAUUCUUGUCACCACUAAAGUCAGCCUUAUCAUUCUGUGCUACUCCAGGACCAGCAGGGCCACUCUCAGUAAGAAGGGUUCUUAGACAGCCUAUAGAGCAAAAGUCAGGCAGGCUGACAAUUUUAACGAGUCUUACCUGGUGUGUCUGUCCUUGUGGGCAGAAUGUAAAUGCUGGGCAACACCUCCUGUUUCCUUCAGCUUUCUGCUCUCAGCCAAGCCUGUGGCAACUCUUAGCCAUGGUGUCAGGAGAACAGGGUCAGGGAAUCAAGGUGCUACCAAAUGGGCAGGGUGGAGAGCCAGGGACAUUUGGGGUGCGGAUGCUUGUCAUGCCUGAUGUGCUACAGAGCUAGAGCUGGUCCUCCACUGGCUUUUUCUUUAUGAAAAAACCCAUUUUUUUCUACUUUUCUCUCUAUACUAAAUGCUCAGUAGCUGCUGAAUGGCACUUCGUCUGAACAGGCAUGAACUGAAGCAAACAGAACAUGGGACUGGCUUCUAAUCAGAGUACUGCUUUACAGUCCACAGCCUCCUUCCUCAGUGCCCAGGAGCUAGUCCAUGUUAGCUCAUUUGGCAGUAGAUCUUCUCAUGGGUUGUCCAUUCAAGUUUAACUAAACAUCUUCCAUAGAAAUAGUGUGCAGCAAGUGGAAGUGAGGAAUGGAAACCUAAGUCUGGAGAAUUUAUUUUUCUUUCUAUUUGUUUAAUUUGUGAUUCAAUAUUUGGGUACAGUGUGUACCAUUUCAGAUCUGUACUCCAGACAAAAAUAUAAUAACUUGAAACACUGUGUUAAAGAAAUUUGAGUGUUCUGUCAUUAAAUUAUUUACCUAAUGUGAGUUGAUGAUGUUUCAUUUAAGUACUUUAUGUCUAUGCUGAAAAUCAACAGUUAGGAUUGUUAAGGAGUUACGUAUAGUAAUGUUACAUAUAGUAAUAUUUCCAGGUGAUGUUUUAUUGUAGCAGGCAUUUUUCGUCUGCAGGAUUUUAGAUGCAAAGUAAUUUUACUGUAGGAUAGUUGACAAAAACAUAUGGAGCCUGUACCCGCUGCAGUUAAUGGCCCUCUAGAAUUCACUCUCUCCCUUUUGCAGCCUCCAUUUUUUUUAAUUGGUUGUUCAAAACAUUACAAAACUCUUGACAUAUCAUUUUUCAUACAUUCGAUUCAAGUGGGUUAUGAACUCCCAUUUUUACCCCAAAUACAGAUUGCAGAAUCACAUCAAUUACACAUCCACAUUUUUACAUAAUGCCAUAUUAGUAACUGUUGUAUUCUGCUACCUUUCCUGUCCUCUACUAUCCCCCCUCCCCUCCCCUCCCAUCUUCGCUCUCUACCCCAUCUGUUGUAAUUUUUAAUUCUUUCUCUUGUUUUUUUUCCCCUUCCCCCUCAAAUUCUCUUAUAUGUAAUUUUGUAUAUCAAUGAGGGUCUCCUUCCAUUUCUAUGCAAUUUCCCUUUUCUCUCCCUUUCCCUCCCACCUCAUGUCUCUGUUUAAAGUUGAUCUUUUCCUCCUGCUCUUCCUCCCUGCUCUGUUCUUAGUUGUUCUCAUUAUAUCAAAGAAGACAUUUGGCAUUUGUUUUUUAGGGAUUGGCUAGCUUCACUUAGCAUAAUCUUCUCUAAUGCCAUCCAUUUCCCUGCAAAUUCCAUGAUUUUGUCAUUUUUUAGUGCUGCGUAAUACUCCAUUGUGUAUAAAUGCCACAUUUUUUUUUUUUUUAUCCAUUCAUCUAUUGAAGGGCAUCUGGGUUGGUUCCACAGUCUAGCUAUUGUGAAUUGUGCUGCUAUGAACAUCAUUGUUGCAGCCUUCAUUUUUAAAAACAGUUAAAUUUCUUGCUAGUAAGUUUUGGAUAAUUCUAUUCCAAGUUAGUAAAAUUUACUUAAGAAAACCAGUGUCAUUCUAAUACAUUUCUUAGGUUCUUUGAAGAAUGAUUCACUUUGAGUUCUAAGAAAGCGGUACCCCAAGAGGCCUAACAAGUUUUCUUUAUAUGAGCAAAACCAGAAUUAUGUGGCAAUGCAUAACUGCCAAAAAUUUUGAUGAGUCCUGGAGGAUUAGGUUAUAGUUCAAACAGCAAGGUUCUUAAAAUUUUGUUUUCUUCCCUCAUUGCCAGAAUUAGAGAAAGGCUUCACCGAACUAGCUCCCCCUACCCUGCCUCCCCACUGCCCCUUUGCCUAAAUCUACUAACAAUCUAUCUUCUGAAUUAUUGCUGCUAGAAUUUAAAAUGAAAUAUUAUGCAACCUAUUCUGCCAUAACCAUGCUUCUGUAACUCAAAUUACAGGGAAUGAUGUCAGCAAUAACAUGCAAGGAACUUGAAAACAUGCUUUGUGGUCUUUUCCUUCACAAGAAGCCAGAUUAGGGGGAGAAAUGGAAAAGGUCUAUAGUUGGACUACAGCAUUGGCUAUUGGAAACCUUGUUUUGGGACACUUAGGGGAGAAACAGGGCAGCCAGGCCACCCAGCAGCUUUGCAGCCUUUUGGUUUGUCCAAGUUGCACUCUUUUGUGCUUGCUAUAGAGUUCAGAGCUUUAUUCCCAUCCGUGUCACUUUGGCAUUCACAGCCCUUCCUUUUUUGUGUGUGUUGGGGGGGGGUACUGGGGAUUGAACUCUGGGGCACUUGACCACUGAGCCAUAUCCCCAGCCCUAUUUUGUAUUUUAUUUAGAAACAGGGUCUCACUGAGUUGCUUAGAGACUUGCCAUUGCUGCGGCUGGCUUUGAACUUGCGAUCUCCUGCCUCAGCCUCCUGAGCCACUGGGAUUACAGGCGUGUGCCACUGCGCCCAGUUUCAUAGCCCUUCUUGUUAUAUUUCCAUGAAAAAAAGAAAAAAAAAACACUAUCAUAGAUUCCACACUUCUGAGUUGCUGCUCCAGGUAAUCCAACUGGUUCGUGUGCUUAUUACAACAAAGUUGUUUAGUUGGAGUGGACUGCUCCAAACCCCAACUCUUCUAUUUUCACAAACUUUUUUACUGUGUGCUUUUUGUAGAGUCUUUCAAGAAUGAGUUAUAUAGCCAUGCCCUGCAUAAUGACAUGUCAGUGAGGGACCACAUAUUCAUUGGUGGUCCCAUAAGACAUUGCUUAGUGACACUGUAGGGGUUGGCUUAGUUUAUGCAAGCACACUAUAAUGUUGCACAGUGCUGGAAUUGCCAAAUGAUGCUGUCCUUAGAACAUUCCUCGUUAAGCCAUGCAUGAUUCUACUGUGUUUUAGCAGAGACACUGGCUUUAUUAAUUGCUACCUUUUAUUUCCUGAUGAAUUCAACUUGGUCUAGAUUGUUGAGAACCUUGCCAAUAAAAAAAAAAUUCAAAUAGGGUAAUUUUGAUAAAGUCAAAAUAGGACUAUUUCAAAGAUAAUCAUAGCCUCAGGAUACAGUGCAAAGGAAGGUGCUUAGCGUAAAAUAACAGCCUCAAAGAGAGAAUGAUCCCUGUGGACACAGGUCUAACCAGUGUGUGUAGCUAAAAGGUGAUUUCCCUUCACAGAGUUCCCCCAGCUUUGGUGAAGUUAGUUGUGAGCAGAGGUGGUAGGUUUUAAAAUAAAUCUAGAUUACUCAAUAUUUCUUUUGACUUCGCUUAUGAUGUUACUCAAAGCAGAAGUUACUGAGGGUUUUUUAUCCUUUGUGUUUACCAAGGCCCUCUCACUCUCCGUGUGUGUGUGUGUGUGUGUGUGUGUGUGUGUGUGUAUGUGUGUAAUUAAAGGGAGCCUGUCCCAUAAGCUACCUGUGCAGGGCUUGGAACAAGGAAGAGAAUUGUGUUUGAGGUGAGGGGCUGGUGCUUGAAACAUCUCUCUCAGUUCAAAACUCUGUUGUCAACUUUUUUUUAUGUUUAUAGAUAGUUUGUGAAUCAAAUAGAGGCACAAAAUAGGAAUAGUUUUCUAAUAAAUAUGAAAUCGUAAAUAUAAAAUCAGAGAACAAAUAAUUGUCCAAAAAUGUAUAAGUAUGUGGAUACUGGUGGGAUCAAUUUUAAAGAGCUCAGUUAUUCUGAUGUGAAGGGUCUGUUAUUUCAAAGUUCCUCAAAAUGAUACCUAAUGUUCCUGUGUACUGUGUCCCGAAUUCAUCUAAGUACAAGAUAGAAACUUGCAAGUAUAUUCCUUCAAAAAAGAAAUCACCAUUGACAUUUUACCUGUAUUUAAUAGAUUUCUUAGUAACGUGUAUAUACAUAUCUGUAUAUAUACACAUACACAUACCAGCAAGGACAUAGGUUUAGAAGAAAAAAUACACAAAAAAAUGUAUUAGAGAUUGGAAAGAAGAUGAUUCAGUCUGAGAAGGGGAACUGUAUUUAAUCAGAUACCAGAUAUAGCAUUAAUUUUGGGUUGUUUCAUCAAAAUACACUUCUACUGCAAAAUCUGGACGGUAAAUUUUCCAUGUUUUUGGUUUAUGGGGAUUGUCCAAUUGAUUUCUUGUUAGAGUAAGCCUAAGGAUAGAAUAAAAUUCAUUACAUUUUAUUUUAGGGCUAACAGAAAAGCCAUGCAGUUAGUAGGGUACUUUUGUUGGCACUUUAGAAAAGACUUGCCAUGUUUAGAACCUCUGCCCUUUUUUGUGUAUGUUGGUUGGCUCCUUCCACCUCCCUGUUAAGGGACCAAAUACCUUAAUCUUCAGUAACAAUAUGUUACUGAUUCUUUUAACAUUGUCUCUCAUGGAAUUAAUGACAUCUAAGUUUAAUAAAAUAUCUAAAUUUCUGUAAGUGACAUAAAUCAGGCAGAUACUAGAUAUGUAACAAAAUCCAGUAAUAAAAUAUUGUCUCUUAAAUGA
Molecule: messenger RNA, 8528 nt
Organism: Marmota monax (woodchuck)
Lineage: Eukaryota; Metazoa; Chordata; Mammalia; Rodentia; Sciuridae
Gene: Slc25a15
Product: solute carrier family 25 member 15
Exons: 7
Coding region: 1562-2467 (301 amino acids)
Biological process (GO): mitochondrial L-ornithine transmembrane transport
Molecular function (GO): L-ornithine transmembrane transporter activity
Source: RefSeq, a predicted model, not a curated record